UGGAGGGAAGAGAGAAAGAAGGAAGCCUAGGGCUUAGCAGGUCCCCAGGAUCACUGGACAGGCCAUGGCUCCACGUUCACGGCAGCGAAGGCAAAAGAAACCUCCAUCAGUGACUCCUGUGGUUGGAGCUCCACCCACAGUUGAGACUCCUAUGCCUCUGACCCUCACAACACCUGACCCUAGCAUUGAUGCCCUUGGCUUCUUCUCCUUGGAUAAUAAUGUUCCUGGUCUAUCCAGCCUGAUUCUUCAAAAGCUGAACAUGAAAAGCUAUGAAGAAUACAAGAUGGUGGUAGAUGGGGGUACCCCUGCAUCAGGCUUUGGAUUUCGAUGCCCUCAAGAAAUGUUCCAGAGAUUGGAGGACACAUUCCGAUUCUGUGCUCACUGUAGAACAUUACCUAGUGGCCUUUCAAACUCCAAGGUUCUCCGGCACUGUAAGAGGUGCAAAAAUGUGUAUUACUGUGGUCCAGAGUGCCAGAGGUCAGACUGGCCAGCACACAGGAGGGUUUGUCGAGAGCUUUGUCAUGUGGCAGUGGAUCGUCUCAUGGAGUGGCUUCUGGUCACAGGUGAUUUUGUCCUACCCUCAGGACCUUGGCCAUGCCCAGCUGAUGUUGUGCAGGACUGGGAUGUCUGGUUUUCUAUGAGAGGGUUACAGCUAGAGGCUACACUGGAUGCUGUGCUGAGUAGCCAUGCCAUGAGCAUCCUCUGGGCCAGUGUAGGAAGGCCAAGGCCAGACCCAGAUGUUCUGCGGGGGUCUCUGAAGCGGCUGCUGACAGAUACCUUGUCACGACCCUUGACUCUGGGCCUGGGACUUAGAGCUCUGGGGAUAAGCACUGGAAAGACUGAAGGAAGCACAGUGCAUGUGGUUGGUGCUUCUCAUGUGGAGACAUUUCUCACUCAUUCUGAGGACUAUAAUGAGCUUGGCUACAUGUUUCCUGGACAUUGUGGCUUCCAUGUGAUCAUGGUGGGUGUAGAUGUGGCUACUAGCUUUUUACAGAGUACUGCAACGUCAACUCCAGUACCUGGCACCAUUCACAUUAGUGGCCACAGGGGCCUUUAUCAUGAUUUCUGGGAAGAACAGGUAGAGACUGGAAAGACAGCCCAUCCGGAUAUGGUAGUGGCUUUCCAUCCAGGUUUCCAUGCCUCUCCGACCUUGAUGGAAGCUUGGCUACCUACCUUGCUGCUACUUCGUGACUAUAAAAUCCCUACAUUGCUUACCAUUUACAGCCAUCAGGAAUUGGCAGCCUCUUUGCAGAUUCUGGUGAACCUGGAUACACAUAUCAUUGCCUACGGAGCUAAUCCUUUUGCAUCCCUGAAGCCUGAACAGGUCUAUUCGAACCCAAACAAGCAGCCAGUGUACUGCAGUGCCUACUACAUCAUAUUUCACGGGAGCUCCUGCCAACUAGAUGAGAAGCAAUUAGAAGAGAAAAUAGAUGGUGGGGAUUAAAUGGCUGAGCCAGAUCCUAACUAGAUUUUUGGAAAAUGGGGAAGCUAUGAUAAAAUUGUACUGCACCUGCCAGGUUGUUGCCAAUGCUAAAACAUACCUUGUUCUAAAUCUCAUUCACUGUCCAGAUAAAGAGUCUAAGCUGAAUGGGAAUACCAGUAUGAUAUAACUGAUUUUUUAAGAGGUUAGCCAUAAGUAGCUUCUAAGGAGAGAUGUCUAGAGUUAGUAGGUGGCAAAAAGCCCUUGUGUCGGUCUUUCUAAUAGUCUGGAGUUCCUAAUAGUUUACUUUGUGAAUAAUUGUACUUUUUGACUGGAACCAGAUGGCACUGAAGAGAAGAAUAAGAACCACCAUAUUGUUCUGAUAAUGAUUCUUCUUUUCCUGCAUUUGGGGUAAACUGGAGAAGCUGAUGACUUAAAAGUGAUCUGGGAAUGGACAAGUCAGGGAAGUUUUGGGAGCAUGAGGAAGGUUGUAAGGAUUAGCGCACUCUCUUAUUUCCUGCCCCCCACCCAGAGAUAUAUCUUGUUUUCCUAUUGUCUUUUGGGGAACUCUGACCCUAGAGUGGACUUGGUGGUAUAUUUGAGUUAUCCCAUGUUAUAUCAAACUUUACCUGAAUUCAUUGACAUUAUUUCCUGUUCUAUACCACAGUAAAUUCAGUUUUGAGGGUACCGUUUGUUCGUUUGUUUUAAUGACAGAGCUCACUAUGCUGCCCAGGCUGACCCUGAACUUAUGGCCUCAAGUGAUCCUCUUAGCUUAACCUCCCAAAUAGCUGGAACUACAAGUGCACACUACACUGUACCUAACUAUUUUGAGGCUUCUUAAAUCAUUUGUUUUAUCUUAUUUCUUGCAAAUACUAUUCACUUGCACUGAAUACUUUGAAAUGGAAGAUUAGCAUCAGCUCUGUGUUUGGUCCUGCCAUGUCUCAUGUCUUUCUCUUAUAACACUCUGAGUAUUAUAACACUCUGAGGUAUUCAUUUCUACAACUUUGCCAUUUUUUUUUAAACUUUGCCAGUUUUAGAUACAUACAAUCUGCCGCCCCAGCAUACACAUAGGUACUCAUUACCUACUCUUUUUUUUUUUUUAAACAGUAUGUGUGAUAAUUUUGUCAACUUGAGCAGGCUCUGUAUACCUAGAUAGUUGAUAAAAUAUUUCUGGGUGUAUCUGUGAGAAUGUUUCAAGAAGACAUGGUCAUUGAAU
This is a messenger RNA of Octodon degus (degu), 2636 nucleotides long. It is a transcript of the gene Mss51, whose product is annotated as MSS51 mitochondrial translational activator. The record is from RefSeq and is a predicted model, not a curated record. The transcript is spliced from 7 exons. Bases 65 to 1444 code for a protein of 459 amino acids. NCBI's taxonomy places the organism in Eukaryota, Metazoa, Chordata, Mammalia, Rodentia, Octodontidae.